Penicillium brevicompactum is the source of this 717-nucleotide messenger RNA. Its product is annotated as alpha/beta hydrolase. Gene Ontology annotation, cellular component: nucleus; cytoplasm. The transcript is spliced from 2 exons. Lineage: Eukaryota; Fungi; Ascomycota; Eurotiomycetes; Eurotiales; Aspergillaceae. Bases 1 to 717 code for a protein of 238 amino acids. The record is from RefSeq and is a predicted model, not a curated record.
AUGAAGAUCUUGAUGCUACAUGGAUCCCGCCAAUCGGGAGAGCUCUUUCGUGCUAAGCUCCAGGCUUUAGAGAAAUUGUUCCAGCGGGCGUUUGGCCCUUUUCAACCCGGUACAAAUGAACUGAUCUACCCGACGGCCCCAUUCCCGCUAGUUUCGCCUAGUGGCACAUCCGAACUACGGGAUCGCCACGGCGCCUGGUCUUGGUUUCAAUCCGAGUCCAUUGACGGGGUUCUGCCCGGUCUCAAUGACUCUUUGCUCUCAAUUGCCUCUAUCUUAAAGGAGUCAGGCCCCUUUGACGGAAUCAUUGGAUUUAGUCAGGGCGGGGCUUUGGCUGCUAUGAUUGCCUCCCUUCUAGAAGAAAAUCGAUCUGAUGCUUUUACUCAAUUGAGCUCAGAGGGUGGCAUUGAGUUUCCAGAAGCCUUUGCUCAGCUCACUCAUCCACCACUCAAUUUUGUCGGGAGCAUCUCGGGUUAUGCUGUGUCCCACUUGGAUUAUUGUGCGUUCUAUAGCCCUGCUAUACGGACGCCCACGCUGCAUUUUCUCGGAAGUAUGGAUACUAUCGUAGAAGAAGAGGUCUCCAUGAAACUUGUACAUUAUUGUCAUGAAGGCAAUAAGACCAGUCCAAUCGUGGUACGGCACUCUGGUGGACACAUUGUUCCUGGUGGCAAGAAGGAGCUCAGUGUGGUCACGCAAUUUAUCAAGCUGCAUACAAGUUGA